UAGGUAAUUUCACAAGUUUAGAAUUUAUCGAAUUCUAGUUUCGAAUGUUUCGUUUAUUUAGUGAUUAAGAUAGUUGGUAAAAGACUGUGCACGUAGAAAACGGAAGAAUUGAUAGAUAAGAAUAGAAUAUAAAAGAAUAGUUUUUUAAAUAGAAAACUGAAAAGUAUAGACGUCUUCAUAGAUUGGCUACGACAAAGAAAUCCGUUUGUUUAUGAAGACACAAAUCUUCAUUCGCUUUCUUUGGGCUUGACGUCUGAUGAAAAUGAUGGUAUCAACUGUGAAAUUGCUGAAGAGAUCGGAAAAAUGAUACAAGCAAAGUUGGACAACCUUUCAAUAGUUGAAUGCACAAUCAAGCGGAAGGACCAGGUUAAGCCCAUCAUUACCUUGCAAUCCAAAGUCCAAUUGAAUAAAGAAUCUGUCAUUGUCAAUCCAACGAUGCUGUUCACACGAUUGGUAGCCAUAGCGCAAAGGGAAAAAGAAGACAUCGAAGAAUUUUUUGCUUUCGAACUAACACAAGAGCCAAUGUCCCUCUUUAAACAUGGCUUAAUGAGAAAACCUGACAAGCCCUCAUUACGUAAAGCUGUGAUGAAAGAUGAUGAAGCAGUGGGAAAAAAUCAAUUACAAAUUGAUCCUUAUUUCGUAGUCGAUGGCGGAGCGCUAUUGCAUAGAGUCCGUUGGAUCAAAAAUUCUACUUUUGAUGAACUAUCCCAAGUUUACGUUAGUUACGUUCGACGGCACUAUAAAUCUUGCACCAUUGUCUUUGAUGGAUAUGAUGGUCCUAGCACGAAAUCAAAUGAGCACAUGCGACGAACAGGUGGUGGAAAACGAUGCCCCAAUAUUGAUGUUGUUGGUUUUAACAAAGUAUCUUUUACCCAAGAAAGUUUUCUGAAUAACAAAGAUAACAAAACACGUUUCAUCAGGCAUAUCAGCAUAAAACUUCAGCAAGACGGGCAAACAGUGAAGAUUUGUGAAGGUGAUGCUGAUACAACAAUCGUCUCAACAGCACUAAAAGAAGCCGAAACAAACAACAAAAAAGCCGUUGUAACAGUUGCCGAUGAUACCGAUGUCGCAAUGAUGCUUCUAUACCAUUGGCAAGAACAUCAUGGAGAUGUUUACUUCUUUCAAGAGAGGUUGGAUAAAGCCUGGAACAUGAAAGUUGUCUGUCAGAAAUGGAACCCUAUCCGACAGCAUAUUCUUUUUGUACAUUCGUUUUCCGGCUGUGAUACAACAUCGGCACCUUUUGGAAAGGGAAAAAAUAACUUGCUGUCAUUGGUCACAAAGAACAAAACAUUGCAGAUUGUCUCAGACACAAUGGGUGAUGUUUGGGCAGACAACAGAGAUGUCGAAGAAGCUGCCAUCAAAGCGUUUCAAAUCAUUUAUGGUGGUAACGACUUGACUGAUUUAUGCAAACUUAGAUACCGGAAAUAUCUCGAUAUGUGUUGGAAAGGAAAAAUUGAUCCUGAAAAGAUGCCACCUACGGAAAGUGCUGCUAUUCUACACGGUUUUCGAGUUCAUCUACAGAUAAUGAAUUGGAAGAUAUUAGAGGAAGAAGAGCUUAAGCAAAUUGAUCCAAGCAAAUGGGGCUGGAAAAUUGAAAAUUCUCAAAUGAUGCCAAUAAAGACAGAUAAACAAGUCGCCCCUGAUAGCCUCCUAAAAAUCAUUAAAUGCAACUGCAAGGCUACUUCGAAGUCACCCUGUUCAACAAAUUUGUGUUCAUGCAGAAAACAUGGUCUGAGCUGUAUGCAGUCUUGUGGAGAAUGUCACGGUGAAACAUGUGAAAAUAAAGAGGUAUUCGAUGGUGAUAGUAACGUCGAAGAUGAUUUGGAAGAUAAAGAAGAGAAUAGAAACAUUUUUGAUAUAUUUGAUGCAUUUUGAUUUUACAUAAUUUGUAUACAAAUAUUUACUUUUUUAAGAUGAAAACUAUUAAAGAAA
This is a messenger RNA of Hydractinia symbiolongicarpus, 1932 nucleotides long. RefSeq lists its product as uncharacterized. NCBI's taxonomy places the organism in Eukaryota, Metazoa, Cnidaria, Hydrozoa, Anthoathecata, Hydractiniidae. The record is from RefSeq and is a predicted model, not a curated record. The transcript is spliced from 4 exons. The coding region runs from base 304 to 1875 and encodes 523 amino acids.